Molecule: messenger RNA, 669 nt
Organism: Nicotiana tabacum (common tobacco)
Lineage: Eukaryota; Viridiplantae; Streptophyta; Magnoliopsida; Solanales; Solanaceae
Source: RefSeq, a predicted model, not a curated record
AUGGAAGACCUGAAAGUGUUUUUAGAUCAGCGGUUCAGAAUCAAAGAUUUUGACUAUGUUCAUUAUUUCCUUGGUCUUGAGGUUUCUCUAGUAAAAGGUGGUUAUGUGGUCCAUCAACACAAAUAUACAACUGACCUUCUAUCUGAAUUUCACUGUUUGGAUGCUAAACCUUUUAUCACCCCUCUUGAUCCCCAAACCAAGCUUCAUAUUGACUCUGGUGAUCCUAUUUCUGAUCCUUCUACCUACAGAAGGUUGAUAGGCAAGCUGAAUUUUUUGCAGCACACCAGGCCUGACAUCUCCUUCUCUGUUCAACAUUUGAGUCAGUUCCUGGUGUCUCCUAAAGUUCCUCAUAUGAUGGAUGCACUACAUGUUCCCAGAUAUCUUGCAAAUUACACUACUCAGGGUAUCUUACUCAGCAGCUCUUCUGAUUUUACCCUAAAGUCUUAUUCUAAUUCAGACUGGGCUGCCUGCCCUAUCUUCAAGAGAUCUGUUACUGGUUAUUUUAUUCUUCUUGGUAAUUCUCUUGUUUCUUGGAAGUCCAAGAAGCAGCCCACUAUCUCCUUAAGCUCUGCUGAAGUUGAAUAUAGAGCCUUAAGACAGGUGGUUGUUGAGGUCUCUUGGUUGCUUAGGCUUCUUACUGAUAUGGUUGAUUUUGCUGUGUUUCAGUAG